Messenger RNA from Bemisia tabaci, 523 nucleotides. The record is from RefSeq and is a predicted model, not a curated record. NCBI's taxonomy places the organism in Eukaryota, Metazoa, Arthropoda, Insecta, Hemiptera, Aleyrodidae.
AUGCACAUGCGAUCGCACCCUGGUGAGAAACCAUUCAGUUGCAGUCAUUGCACGGCAUGCUUUGCUCUCAAAAAUUCCUUAACGGCACAUAAACCAUUCAGUUGCAGUCAUUGCUCCUCUUCUUUCAGUAAAAAAGGCAAUUUAAAGUCGCACAUGCGAACGAACACUGGUGAGAAACCAUUCAGUUGCAGUCAUUGCACAGCAUGCUUUUCUCACAAAAAGUCUUUAACGGAACAUGUUCGCUUGCAUACUGGUGAGAAACCAUUCAGUUGCAGCCAUUGCUCGUCUUCUUUCAGUAGGAAAGACACUUUAAAGAUGCACAUGCGAACGCACACUGGCGAGAAACCAUUCAGUUGCAGUCAUUGCACGGCAUGCUUUACUCACAAAAAUUCUUUAACGUCACAUGUUCGAACGCAUACUGAUGAGAAACCAUUCAGUUGCAGUCAUUGGUCCUCCUCUUUCAGUGGGAAAGAUAAUUGCAUGGUACACAUGCGAACGCACACUGGCGAGAAACCAUUCAGUU